AUGAAAGCAAAUCUUACAGUGAAUUCAUGCUCCAACAUCAAAAACAAAACAGCACAAGGAUUAGAAGAAAAUGAUUUUAUAAAUAUAGAAAACAAGUCAUUAGACAAUGCAACAGAAUCAGAAAACUUCCCACAGAUCUGGAGCAUUAUUAAGAAAUAUAUUGAUGAGUAUGGUAUUAAAGGUGGUGGACAGAGUAUGAAUAAAAAUUGCCUUAAUUUGUUUACAAUUAAAGAUAUGGCAAAAAUUAGAUAUUAUUUGUAUUUGAAUAUUAAAAAUGAAUUGAAUUAUGAAUCUAAAGAAAAAUCUGAAAAAGAACCAAGAUCUCUAGUCCAAGGAAAUGAUAGUGAAGAUAAAGAAUUAGAAAUACCAAAUGAAGAAAUUUAUGUUUUAAUUGUUAAUGAGAUGGUUGAUUUAAAUAAUCAACAUUUAAUGUGGAUUAUGAUGAUUUAA
Messenger RNA from Entrophospora candida, 450 nucleotides. The record is from the annotation of a GenBank genome assembly. NCBI's taxonomy places the organism in Eukaryota, Fungi, Glomeromycota, Glomeromycetes, Entrophosporales, Entrophosporaceae.